GUCGACUUCUACAGCCUGCUCGGGCUGGAGCGCGACGCGUCGGGCGAAGACAUCUCGCGCGCUUUCAAGCGGCUUGCGAAGCUGCACCACCCUGACCGCAACCCCGACGACGCGGCGGCCGCAGCCGCUCGAUUUGCCGCGAUCCAGGAGGCCCACGAGUGCUUGAGCGUGGCCGAGAGGCGGCUCUGCUUCGAC
Molecule: messenger RNA, 195 nt
Organism: Emiliania huxleyi CCMP1516
Lineage: Eukaryota; Haptophyta; Isochrysidales; Noelaerhabdaceae
Exons: 1
Source: RefSeq, a predicted model, not a curated record